This is a messenger RNA of Etheostoma cragini (Arkansas darter), 2188 nucleotides long. It is a transcript of the gene prelid3a, whose product is annotated as PRELI domain containing 3A. The coding region runs from base 379 to 903 and encodes 174 amino acids. Gene Ontology annotation, molecular function: phosphatidic acid transfer activity. The record is from RefSeq and is a predicted model, not a curated record. The transcript is spliced from 7 exons. Gene Ontology annotation, biological process: phospholipid transport. Lineage: Eukaryota; Metazoa; Chordata; Actinopteri; Perciformes; Percidae. Gene Ontology annotation, cellular component: mitochondrial intermembrane space.
GCUGUCUCACUUUGUCGGGCUUGACACUCGGGCGCUCCGCUGUUGCGCCAGCCGGCUUCUCCCUUGUCCUGCAAGCCUACUGUCUCUGACAUUACUCUGAAUUACAUGUUUCUUCGUGUUGUUCCUGUGACGUGGGGAGGAGGGGGGGGGGGAGGGUUGGUAUCAGAAGAGCAUAUUGCGCAGUUUUUACGCAAGGUUGAUAUGCGAAGGAAAACAAAGACCCACUUCGUGGAUGGUCGUGAGCGUCCAUCGCAGGCCCUGUAACGUUACCAUCUGAUCACCGGAGCCAGUUCCUCAUGUCAAAAUGGGCCGGUGAAAUGUAGCUUCCGAUCACAGAGGGAUUCUCAGCGAUAAGGUCAAGCCUUGUCUUUUGAAAAAAUGAAAAUCUGGAGCACGGAACACGUUUUCAGUUACCCAUGGGAGACGGUGAUCAAGGCUGCCAUGAGGAAGUACCCAAACCCCAUGAACACUAAUGUGGUCGGGGUGGACGUUCUGGACCGCAGCCUGGACACACAGGGACGCCUGCACAGCCACAGACUCCUCAGCACAGAGUGGGGCCUCCCGGGCAUUGUGCGAGCGAUACUGGGAACUAACCAUACGCAGACGUAUGUGAAGGAACACUCCAUAGUGGACCCAGAGGAGAAAAAGAUGGAGCUGUGCUCUACAAAUAUUACUCUCACCAACCUGAUUUCAGUGGAUGAGAGGCUUCUUUACAGACCGCACCCAGACAACCCUGAGGUCACCGUCCUGACCCAGGAGGCCAUCAUCACAGUCAAGGGAGUGAGUCUAAGCAGUUACCUGGAGGGGAUGAUGGCUAGGAGAAUGUCGGCUAACGCCAGGAAGGGUUGGGAUGCUAUUGAGUGGAUUAUUCAGAACUCUGAAAGAGAGAACAUACCUCUGUGACAUUUCCUAAAUCUGGACUGCAGUUCCACAGCGACAACUGCUUUCCCCGCUACACCUCAUGCACCACCGGGGGAUUCUCAGUGUCUCGGAUCCUCUGCAGUUGGUACUUAUAUCGCCAUGUCCUGGAAGAUCAGACAGACAGUGAAAUGUUGCCAAAGCUGAAAGGUUAUAGAGUUGGAUUUAAGGGAAGUGGGUCCAAGUCUAGCAGUUGUGGCUUGAUGCUAACUCAGUACUUUAAAACAAGUGAGCAGCUAUUCUAAUGGAGGCAAGUGAGGUGAAAAGGACAUUUUUCCCUCCACGUGUUAAACAAGCUGUACUGCUAAAUCAACUGAAGGUCUAAAAUUCAUGGGUGCUGCUGUCAACAUCAUGAGACUUCACUUCGAAUAUAAUAUCACUACCCCAACUUUCCGUUGAUCUCAUGAUUAUAUCUUAGCAUACUGUGGAAGAGAUGCAGAGGAGGAAGAUAGCAGGAGGUACACACAUUCUUAGACAGCAAGGUAUGGCGACUAGAAGAAAUUCAAACACUGGAGAGUCCUAUUACAGGAGUUUACAUGUUUAACUGGGGCUUAUGUGUUUCAAAAGGCACAAACUGUAGAUGAUAUGUUUGCAUGAUUGUCGUAAAAAAAAAUAUGGGGGGAGGAGGGUUAUAUAACAAAAAUCUGUAGUAGCGGGCUAUACAUUUGCUAAUGCUGCUUUAGAUGCUUUAAAUGAUAUUGUUUAUGUCAGAAAAAAUAAUGGGAAUGUACCGCUGACAUUGCCUUCUUUUUCUGCUGUCAAGGCAACAGUACAGGGGCUACUUUUUGAUGUACACAUUCUGGGUAUUACUGCCUUAAACCAGCAGAUUUGUAACUUUAACCCUCUGAGGACCAAAAGACGCACCGGCGCGGCCAAACGAUGUUUGACAAAACUUCUUUUCGAAAAGCGAUGUUGCAAAAUUUCAUUUCAGACAUUUCUUUACUAUUUUCAUCCCAUAUAACCUAAGUUAUAAUCAUUUCAAGCACUGAAACAACUUGUACAACACAUCAUAAGUUAAGGUUUUGAGGAGAUCAAAAACAUCAGCAGUCCAGCUUUAUCGCCAAAUCAUCUCUAUGUACAUUGCUCUAGAAAAAAUGUGGGCGUCAUAUAUACGGAAAGCUGAGUUUGUUCUAAACAUUUAGAUGUGAAACACAUGGGGAUCAGGUAUAUGCAAAAUACCUUGAAACUUAAGAAGAUAUGUGAAAAUGGUCCUUAGACUUCAGAGGGUUAUAGAGGAAGAUGCAUGUUUAGCUUUUGUGACCAGUAGAGU